GGUGAACCCGUACUCUGGGACUCACCGUGUCACUGCAUUUAUGAUGUUCUCCAAUCUCGUGGUCGCUCUUCUUGCUUCGGCUUUGGUCGCCCCGAUCGCGGCAAUGCCUCAUGAAGUAACGCAGUACCAGACUGUCCAUGGCACCUCGACCGUUUCAGCAUUUAGCAAGCGCCAGGAGACAGCCAUCGACUGGAGCUGCGUAUACUCAGCUGGAGAUGUCAAUCAGAACCGUCGCGAUGCUGCCGAGAACAUUGCCAAAUAUCUCGAAGGCCUCACUGCGCAGGGCAUCAGAUGUGGAUUGGACCACAACCAAGCUUAUUACAACCUAUACACAUGGACAAUAGACGGACAAGGAUACGAGGCGAACAUCUACUUCACAGGAAGAAUACCGCAGACAGUGUCAGCGGACUACUCAUGUUCCGAUCUUGCGAGAGAGCUUCGAUUGAUACAGGAGAGGUGCCACGAUCGAUCCGGCGGGGCAGACUCCAUUCUAGAAUGGACAUGGUUGGUGAAUUGCAUCUCAACACCUCAGUUCUCGUCACAACCAGAACAACCAUAUAUCGAGGGCGGUGUUGGGCUGGAAUUUAGGGAGUCUGGUUGGCCAUCCCCGGUGCAUUCACAAUAA
Paraphaeosphaeria sporulosa is the source of this 625-nucleotide messenger RNA. RefSeq lists its product as uncharacterized. The record is from RefSeq and is a predicted model, not a curated record. The transcript has 4 exons. The coding region runs from base 41 to 625 and encodes 194 amino acids. NCBI's taxonomy places the organism in Eukaryota, Fungi, Ascomycota, Dothideomycetes, Pleosporales, Didymosphaeriaceae.